Plutella xylostella (diamondback moth) is the source of this 2736-nucleotide messenger RNA. It is a transcript of the gene fidipidine, whose product is annotated as coiled-coil domain-containing protein 93. NCBI's taxonomy places the organism in Eukaryota, Metazoa, Arthropoda, Insecta, Lepidoptera, Plutellidae. Gene Ontology annotation, biological process: Golgi to plasma membrane transport. The record is from RefSeq and is a predicted model, not a curated record.
CUGUGUGUAAUCGUUUUUUUUUAUUCGGUUUCUUUUCUUAUUCCGUUCGUCUUGUAUUCGUAAUAAAAAUAAUUAAAGUCAAUGGAGAUGUGAUUAUUGCAUACUUUGCUAACAGAACGAAUGUCGGAAACAUGUCAGCUAAACCCAAGAACAUAUUUACUCGCAGUAAACCAUUGCUAAACAUUUACAGCGGAGUAGAUCAUGAAGGCAAACAAGUGGAAGUGCGAGAAGAUGCCGAGCAGAUAGUGAAGUGGCACGAGAUAGCGGACGCGCUGGUGGCGGCGGGGUACUACCGAGCACAGCUGCAGGGCUUGUCGGCCUUCGACAAGAUCGUGGGCGGCCUCACCUGGUGCAUCGAGCUGUGCGACAUCGACGUCGACGUCAGCCUGCUGUUUGAAGAGAACCUCACUAUUGGCAAGAAGAUAGCACUAACUGAAAAAAUAGUGAAGGUGCUGCCGUCCAUGAAAUGUCCUCACACAAUAGAACCUCAUCAGAUACAGGGUUUGGAUUUUAUAAAUAUCUAUCCACUGGUGCAGUGGUUGAUAAAGUAUUCCAGUGAGUUCAGAGAGGCCAAAGAGGAUGAAUUGAGGAGGUUUGCUGUGAUGCAGUAUGAAAAGAGUCACAUUUUUGAAUCAGAUAGAGCCAGAUUUAAUCAGAAACAAAAAAUGAUACAAAAUUUAGCCUGUGUCCAAAAUCUGUACAAACCUUGCCGGGUGCGUAAGAGGAAGGGUGGCCUCCCGGCAAAUGAACUAGAACAAGUGAAUGCUACUCUUUCAGAGUACGACCAGAGAAUGCUGAUGCAUGUCUCCACUAACAAGGAGGAGACCAGCAAAGAUGAAGGACUGGAUUUCUUGUAUGACUAUGAAAAGAUGCUGGCAGAUCCUUCUAAAAUUACAACAGAAGCUGAGAGAUACAUUCAAGAUACAUCCAGUAAUGAUUUAGGGGAUACCAAAAUUCACUAUGCAGUUUUACAAUCAGAAAUCACUGGAGAAGUGUCUAAAGAACUGGAGGAAUCUGAAAAACUAAAGUAUUCUGAGGAAGUAGAAAAACUUUCCCAAGCCAUAGACAAUAUGGAGAGGGAGGCGGGAGAGAGCAAGCAGGCACAUCAGAGCAGGAUGGAGGAUGCUAAGAAACAAUAUAGCAAUAUCUUGGCCAAGUUGCAGAAAAUUACAAAUAAAUUGAUGGCAUCAAAUGGCAGUGACAAAGAUGUGAAGGAGUUCUACAAAACACUGAAGGAAUUAGCCAGAGAAAGAAAUGAAAUGUUACAGUUGAUCAAACACAGGGAAAACGAACACAAAAAAUUGGAAAAUGACCUAAAAACUUUGAAAGACCCCAAUGUACAAAUAGUAGAAGAGCCAUUAACGCCCGAAGAGCUGAAAGAAUUUCAUGAAAGGGAAGAGAAACUAAAGGCUUUUAUCACUAGCUUAAAGCUAGAGCUUGGGAAGCUCAACAGGGAAGUACUGCGGUACUCAGUGGCUAUAGACGAGGUGCCCGGACCCGCAGAACUAUUGCAGUAUGAGAAGAGGUUCAUUGAACUUUACAAUCAAGUGGCCUCCAAGCACAAGGAAACGAAGCAGUAUUACAUAUUUUAUAAUACUCUUUAUGAAGUUAAACUAUAUACCUCAAAGGAACUUAGUUUAUUGAAUUCCAUUAUAGAUAAUUAUGAAGAAGCCAUGUCUUCAGCCAGAAAGCGGGAGGAGUUUAUGUCUCAAUUCGAAUCUAUAGUCGAGUGGGUGAACCAAACGGUUAAAAAAGUGGAGACAAAAUACCAACAGGAGAAAGACAAGAAGACAGAUCUACACUUGGAGUUCUCUCGCCUAAUGGACGUGCAGCGGCAAUAUGCGGCGGCGCUCAAGAAACUGGCUGACGAACGGAAUAAACUGGGCAGGGCGCGGCCCAGCUGAGCGAAGCCUACAAACGAACGGUAUAACUCCUGUAAAUAAAGAAAGAAUGUGCAAAUGGCGGCUGUUACAUAGUGAGUAAGUAGGAGUUCAACAGAAAUACGAUUACGCUAGAUAGAGAGGAAUGGCUGGAGUCCGUCGGCCGGUUUCCAUGUUGUUUCUUUAUUCACAGACGUUAUAAAGGCUCGCAUACACCAGAUGAGUGGCAGGUACCUACGUCUGACGUCUGUCAUAUAGCAAGAUGCCUGCAGUGUUUAGGAGCCAGGCUUGAUUCCCACUUACGCUGACGUGGAGCGCACUCUCGGCCGUGUAAGUAGCAUAAAACUAUAGUAGUCAGAGACGGCGCUGUGCCAUAGUAUUAUGUUAGAUCGUACUGUCACUUUAACAGAUGUAUUAGUUGUGCGAAUAAAGAAGCAGUAUGAAAAUGGCGGCUGUCAUAUAAGCGGAAGUUGGUAGUUGUAUUGACAGAGCAUGAUUACAGCGAGUCAAAAAUAAGGUAGAAUAUAUCUUUAAUUUUUGUAAUUAUUGUUUCUUUAUUUCCGCUGGUAGUGUGUGAACGUCGCGUCGUUAGCGUAGAAGGAAAUCAAGCCUAAAGGAAGUGCAAUAAUCAACCCACUUUGUUACAAAUUAAAUAAGUAGGUAUAUCUAGUCUAUGAAAUAUUAAUGUUAGAAAUAAGAGGAAGUUUUAAAAUUUUAUACAGGUAACGGCGAUAUGGUUUAUUUAUUAUAUCAAUGAUAGUAUAUAAAGAAACACUGGUUUGUUUUGUAUUUAAAUAUUGUAUUGUUAAGACUGAUAUACAUUCCUAACUAGCACUUUUAUAUUAUUUGCUACAUG